AUGUCCAUCGAUUUAAAUAAUUUACCUGACGAAACUCUUUUUCUUGCAAAUGAUGAAUUUUAUGAAUUUAUUAAAACUUGCUUAGGUGACGAUGAAAUGUUGUUAUUCAAAAUACAGUCUAUCAAAAAUAUCAGAGCAUUACUUAAUAUUCCAGAUGUUUUUGCUGUAGUUAAUAUAAAAUGCAAACAACUUGUUGAUAUUCAAGAUCGUAUAUGUUUUAUCGAUGAAAACAAUAAUAAUAAAUUUAUUGUAAAAGCAGGAGUCAAAGGUGGUGUUGAUGAUUUAUUAGUUGCACUUAAAGAAAAAACUACUGAAUAUAUCAAACGAACAAAACGUUUAAAAACAUCAUCACGUUCUUCGAACAAAAAUCAUUCUUCAACAUUUAAACUAUCAUUGAAUCAAUCAAAUUUGAAUUCUUCCAAUUCAACAUUAGUACAAGCAACAAGUAAUUCAACAUUAAAUGCACAUUCUAUUGAUUUAACAUUAACACCAUCAUUAGCCACCAGAUCAUUAAAUUUAGAUUCUGGUGAUUCAACAUCAGUACCAACAACAGAUGUUACAAUAACAAGUUUAGGUUCUAUCGAUUCAACACCAAUACCAACAACAACUACUACAGCAUCACAUUCUAUGUCAAUUAAAGAUUAUGUAGAUUUAAUUUCUACUAGUAUUGAAAAAUUUUCAUCAAAAAACUUUACCAAUAUUACUAUAGAAAACAAACAGGAUUAUACGAUAUUCUUAACUUUUCUGAAUAAGGAUAUAGAAGGAUACAUCAAAUGCAAAUGUAAUUCAUUGAUUAAAAUUAAUUAUCGAUCAAAAACAGAUUCAUUUCAACUAUCAUCAUAUUUCAAACAUACAAAGAGUAGUCAAUGCCUUAUGAUGAAGAAAAAAAGACAACAAUCAAAUAUAAAUUUAAAUGAAAUAAAUGGAUCAUCGAUUAAUUUUUCACAAAAUAGUGAUGAUGAUAUUGAAGAAGAUUUUGAUGAUAAUAAUUCAACAAAAUAUAACGAUAGUUUUCAAGCUGAAAUUAAUCAUUCAAUUUCACAAAAUUCAUCUGUUGUUGGAAAAAGACGAACUUUACGACAUUCAACAUCAUCGACAAUUAAAAAAAAAUCAAAAACAUGA
Adineta steineri is the source of this 1122-nucleotide messenger RNA. The record is from the annotation of a GenBank genome assembly. NCBI's taxonomy places the organism in Eukaryota, Metazoa, Rotifera, Eurotatoria, Adinetida, Adinetidae.